Messenger RNA from Knipowitschia caucasica, 3570 nucleotides. Lineage: Eukaryota; Metazoa; Chordata; Actinopteri; Gobiiformes; Gobiidae. The record is from the annotation of a GenBank genome assembly.
AUGAGGCUGAAGGAGAUCCAGAGGACGGCUCACCAGGCCUGGAGCCCCCCCAGCCAUCACCCCAUCCACCUGGCUCUGGGAACAUCUGCACAACAGCUGGACGCCUCCUUCAACACCAGUGCUGCUUUAGAGAUCUUUGAGCUGGACUUUUCUGACCCAUGUCUGGACAUGCAGCUCAAAGGCUCUCUGCCCAUCACCAACAGGUUGCACAGUCUGGUGUGGGUGAACUAUGGGAUGGCGGCAGACGGCAGCGGGGGGAGACUCGUGGCCGGAGCAGAGAACGGAACAGUGACGGUCUAUAAACCAGAGGCCAUCAUCACCUCUGACCCUGAGGCCGAGGUGGGAGUGUCCGACAAGCACACAGGGCCUGUCCGAGCCCUGGACUUCAACCCGUUCCAGAAUAAUCUCCUUGCAUCUGGCGCAAACGAUUCCGAAAUCUACAUUUGGGACUUGAACAGUUUCAGCACCCCCAUGACGCCCGGAGCCAAGACACAGCCGGCGGAGGAUGUGAGUGUGGUGUCGUGGAACAGACAGGUGCAGCACAUCCUGGCGUCAGCGAGUCCCAGCGGGAAAGCUGUGGUGUGGGACCUGAGGAAAAACGAGCCCAUCAUCAAGAUCAGUGACCAUAGCAACCGGAUGCACUGCUCUGGGAUGCUCUGGCACCCUGACGUUGCCACUCAGCUGGUUCUGGCCUCAGAGGACGACAGGCUCCCGGUCAUUCAGAUGUGGGAUCUGAGAUUCGCCACUUCGCCUCUCAAAGUGCUGGAAAACCACACGCGUGGAAUCCUGUCGAUAUCCUGGAGCCAGGCAGAUCCUGAGCUUCUCCUCAGCAGCGCCAAAGACAAUCGCAUCCUCUGCUGGAACCCAAACACUGGAGAGGUGAUCUAUGAGCUGCCGACCACAAACCAGUGGUGCUUCGAUGUGCAGUGGUGUCCUCGGAACCCGGCUCUUCUGUCCACCGCGUCCUUCGAUGGCAGCAUCUCUGUGUACUCUGUGAUGGGUGGCUGCCUGGCCCCGCAGCAGCGCAGCACCGUGGACAAGAUCUCAUCAUCCUUUGACUCCAUGGAUCCCUUUGGCACCGGACAGGCCCUUCCCCCGCUGCAGGUGCCUCAGCCUCAGCCCCAGGCCACCAUCAUCCCUCCCCUCAAGAAACCUCCCAAGUGGAUCCGCCGACCUGUGGGCGCCUCGUUCGGGUUUGGGGGUAAGCUGGUGACCUUUGAGUGCCUGAAGCCUCCUCCUGGUCAGACCUCUCAGUCCGGUCACAGGCAGGUCCACCUGAGCCAGGUGACCACAGAGACCGAGUUCCUGAGUCGGUCCAGAGAGCUGCAGACGGCUCUUCAGACUGGAGCCUUCAACACUUACUGCCAGAGCAAGAUCCAGACGGCUCAGAGCGACACCGAGCAGGACAUCUGGAAGUUUCUACUGGUUAACUUUGAAGACGAAGCUCGUAUCAAGUUCCUGAGGCUCCUGGGAUUCAGCAAAGACGAUUUGGAUAUAAAGAUUUCCAAAUGUUUGGGGACGAGUUACCAUGCCAACGGACACGGAGUUGACGCCAAAGACCUGGCCGAGAAGAUGAUGCUGCUCUCCACAGAGAGAUCGGAGGAGGCAGACGCAGCUCAGACUUCUAGCUCUCAGUCUCCUGCAGAUUUCUUCAGCCAAACUCCCAAACAGACGCCAAACUUCCAGAUCCCCGUCACAUGUGACACAGAUGGUCUGAUCAGCCAGGCGUUGCUGGUGGGAAACUUCGAGGGCGCCGUGGACCUGUGUCUGAACGACGGCCGAUACGCAGAGGCCAUUCUCCUCGCCAUCAGCGGAGGAGAGGAACUGCUGAAGAAGACACAGCACAAGUAUCUGAGCAAACAGAGGAGCAGUGUGUCCAUGCUCAUCUCGUCAGUCGUGACCCAGAACUGGAGAGACAUCGUGGAGAGCUGCGAGCUGGGGAACUGGAAGGAGGCUCUGGCUGCUCUGCUCACCUAUGCACAUCCAGAAGACUUCGCUCACCUCUGUGACACCCUGGGGGCCCGGCUGGAGGCAGAGCAGACAGAGAAGUGCAGUCUUCAGGCCUGUCUCUGCUACAUCUGCUCCGGAAACAUCGAGAAACUGGUGGAAUGUUGGGCCCAGCAUCGAGACUGCUCCUCGCCGCUGGGGCUGGAGGACCUGGUGGAGAAGGUCAUGAUGCUGAGGAAGUCCAUCGAGAGACUGAGAAACAGCGAGGUCUCGGUGCAGAGUCCGAUUCUCGCCGACAAACUCACGCGCUACGCCGGCAUCCUGGCAGCAGAGGGCAGUCUCUCCAUCGCCACGGCCUACCUGCCCGACAGCUCCGAGGAGACCAGUAUCCGGAUGCUGAAGGACCGUCUGUUCCACGCUCAGGGUAACGGUCCUCAGUCCUCCAUGGUCCACAGAGACCAGACCUCAGCAAAACCAGCACCGGCCCCUCAACCUACUGCUCCCAAGGCUCCUACGAUGGGUCAGUACCAGGCGCCGGCUCCACCGCAGCCACAGAUGCCCACGCUGUUCUCCCCUCAGUCUCCUCCCCCCUCUGCCGGCCCAGGUCUGCCCCCUACAGGACCAGGAAUGAACCCCACUGCGCCCAGAGGCAUGAGGCCGUCCUACCCCCCUCCUGCUCCAGGUUUCAUCCCUCAGCCUCCGUUCCAGCCUCAGCCCAUGGUUCCCUCCCCCUCCUUCCACCCUGGUCCCUCCCCCUUACCUCCCUCUUCUCUCUCUGGUCCUCCCUCCUCUCUCUCUGGUCCCAUGCAGCCUCCUGGUCUCCCUCCCACCAGCUUCAUGUCUUCUGGUCCCUUGUCGUCUCCUCCCAGCUCUCAGCCUGGAGCUCCUGUGCCUAUGUACCCGGGGUCCAUGGGAGGGGCCUCUCCUAUGCCAGGGGCCCCUCCCAUGGCAGGAGCUUCUUACACUCCCAUGGGGGCCGGGUAUCCACAGGGCGGGCCUGGAGCUCCGGCCGUGAAGCCCCUGGCACCUCCACCCACAGGUGUGUUUCCGUGGCUGGAAUCCUCUUCUUCAGGGCCCCAGGAGGGAUGGAACGACCCCCCAGCUGUGAGAGGGGGGCCCAGGAAGAAGAAGGUGCCAGAUAACUACAUGCCUCCAGCGCCCAUCACGGCCCCUGUGAUGGGGUACGCAGAGGCCCCUCAGGACCUCCACACCCAGGUGCCUCCAGGGGCCCCACAAGAGCCCAAUGUCCAGCUCCUGCAGCAGUUGCCAGCGGAGCGUGUGGAGCAGAGGGAGAUCCCGGCGGAGCAUCUGGUCCUCAAGUCCUCCUUCGACAGCCUGGUUCAGCGGUGCCAGCUCGCAGCAGCCGACCCGCAAACCAAGAGGAAACUGGACGAUGCGGCCAAACGACUCGGAUCUCUGUACGACAAACUGCGAGAUCAGACGCUCUCGCCUCACAUCCUGAACGGCCUGCACGAGAUCUCGAGAUGCGUGGCCUCUCAGAACCACCAGCGCGGCCUGGAGAUCCACACGCAGAUCGUGGGCAGCAGCAACUUCAGCGAGAUCUCCGGCUUCAUGCCCAUCCUCAAGGUGCUCAUGACCAUCGCCACGCGCCUGGGAGUGUAG